Molecule: messenger RNA, 1974 nt
Organism: Pocillopora damicornis (cauliflower coral)
Lineage: Eukaryota; Metazoa; Cnidaria; Anthozoa; Scleractinia; Pocilloporidae
Biological process (GO): establishment or maintenance of epithelial cell apical/basal polarity; heterophilic cell-cell adhesion
Cellular component (GO): plasma membrane; protein-containing complex
Molecular function (GO): calcium ion binding
Source: RefSeq, a predicted model, not a curated record
AUGGUGCAAACGAUGCCAUCCUCGCCUGCAAGUGACAUGUCAUCAAUGAUGCGUGUGAUGCCAUCACCAUCUGCAAGUGACAUUUCAUCAAUGAUGCAUAUGAUGCCAUCCCCAUCUGCAAGCGACAUGUCAUCAAUGGUGCAUAUGAUGCCAUCCCCAUCUGCAAGUGACAUGUCAUCAAUGAUGCAUAUGAUGCCAUCACCAUCUGCUAGCGAAAUGGCUCUAACGGUGACUAGCAUUAUUCCAACGGUAGCACCUACGUGUCCUUCAGGAUUUACAGGAAAUGAUUGCUCCAAAGAUAUUGAUGACUGUGAAUACGAAAACUGUUCAGGAAAUGGAGACUGCCUUGACAGAAUAAAUGGUUUUAUAUGUGAAUGUAAAAACAAUUACUUCGGAAAAAACUGUGAGAAAAAACUCAGUGCCUGUAAUCCAAACCCAUGCGAAAACGAUGGAACUUGCAGAGAAGUUGGUGAAACGUUCAAAUGUACGUGUACUUCAGCGUUUGAAGGGACAACCUGCCAAUCAGAGACGCCUACCCAAACAUUUACCGGUACAGUGAAACUGGAUCAAGAUUAUAAAGAGGACUAUGAUGACAUCAACUCACCAAGAUCUCGCGUCCUCAUUACAGUUUUGGACUCGAAAUUAAAACCAUUUUUCAAAAAGAAGUUUCCAGAUUUCAUAGUUAUUAAUUAUAAGCGUUUUUUCAAAGGAAGUGUUGGCGUUGACUAUGAAUUGCUAUUUCCAACAACCUCAAAUGUGACUAAUGGCAACAUCGUGCAAGCUCUUAGAGAAGGUAAUGGCUCGAGCGAACUGGGAUUUUUGAGGCUGACGGGAGAUAUAACCGUAACGAAGCAGGUUGUUCAGAAGACAGCAGCACCAACUGCAACCAAAGAAAAAUCGACAAUCAAGGACUGGGAGAUCGUGCUAAUCGCAGCUGCAACAAUUGUCUUUUUUCUAUUGGUGGCUAUUGGCGUUUUGGCAGUGAAAUACAGAAACGCUGUUCAGGGUGAAAAGAAGGAGUUGUAUGCCCUUAAUGGAGAAUGGGAAGUAAUGGAGAACGGGCAUAAUGGCUUGAGGGCUCAGUCUGGUUACAAGAGUCGUAACGGACCGCAGAGCUAUGUGUCUCCAAUGUAUGGACAAAUACCUGGAUCUGAUAACAAGGCAUAUCAGCAUGACAGUGCGUUGUAGGUUUAAUGAGCGAAAUCGUUAAUGUAGUCAAAAAAUCAACCAGUUUCAUCCUAACAGUCCGUUUUAGAACGAAACGACUUUAAUUUAGAUAGCGAUUCCAAGUUGACUGUAAUUUCUCACUUGACUCCACGUGCGAUAAAUUCGUUACAUACUAUUUCAGAAAAAAAGACAAACAUUUGAGGGAUUUAAGGAUCUAGAAAGUGUAACCGACAUUGAACAUACGUACACAGUUUUUUUCACGAAGUAUUUUACCACUGUCCAGCUAACGGACAGAUAAAUUCAAUGCCGUGGGCCCUUUUGGUAACAGAUCGGAUACUAAGUCAACUUGAAGUGUUGAGAGAAUCAAUGAUCAGUUACACUCUCGCCUGCGUCUCGUGUGCAACUUUUUGUUUUUACAUCAUUUUGACAUGUCAUGUACCUCUUAGCUUACAAAGACAGCGAAGUGAUAUCUGCAAAGCUGGAAAGGCUAAACUAAUUUGGCGCACGUGCGAAUCACCUAAGAUUUUGUAAGAUGUUAUUCUACCUAAAAUAGCAAGGACAAAAAAGAAAAUUUGAAUCGAGAACAGCGGUACGUUCGCGUGAAUAAUGAAACUGUGUCGGUCAUCCUUAGAGGUACUUGUGCAGCGGGAAAUAUUUGUUACUUAACGCAAACUUAACGAUGCAGAGAACUUAGCGAGUAACGAUAAGCCAAAGGGCUAGGACAGUUUUUCAAGUUUACUUUCUGAUAUGCUUAGGGUUAACUUUCGUCUCAAUACAGUUAAUAAAUUGGUUUCUCUUUUGCAGCAA